UCCACGGUCGUUUGCUUCCGCUUUCAGUCCCUUUUAGUUUCCCCUCAACUACCCUUCCCCUUCACGCUUCCCUCGUUCUGGGGCUCUCUCCCACCAAAAGAAAACAACCGGAAGCACAGAUCUCAGCCAUCUUUCUUUGGUUUCUUCCUUUGUGCUAUGGCAGUGGCGUCUGCCGCCUCGGAGAGGAUCGAUCUGCCGAGGCCACCCAUGGAUCCUUCUCUUUCGAAAUUAGCUUCCGACGUCGUUUCCGAAUCUUCAACUUCGCCUAACGCUUCGUCUCCCACCGGCACGCCCGAUCGCAACGACCCUUCCAGUUCUUCGCCUAACCUUAAUUACAGAGAUGUUGAAAUUCAGUCUGCAGCAGCAUUAAGGAGUGAAGAAUACCGCCAACUGUUCAGGCUUCCACCGGAAGAGUUCCUUGUUCAAGAUUUUAAUUGUGCAUACCAAGAGAGUAUCCUUCUUCAGGGUCACAUGUACCUCUUUGUUCGUUAUCUUUGCUUUUAUUCCAAUAUAUUUGGAUUUGAAACAAAGAAAAUAAUUGCCUUCAAUGAAAUUACAAGUGUUAACAGAGCAAAGACUGCAGGAAUCUUUCCUAAUGCAAUAGAAAUUUUUGCUGGAGGAAGAAAGUACUUCUUUGCAUCAUUCCUAUCUCGUGAUGAAGCUUUCAAGCUCAUUAAUGAUGGAUGGGUGCAGCAUGCUAAUGGAGCCAAAGAAAUUACAGAGCAACAGGAAUCCAUCUCUGAGUCCAGCAGCCAAGAGAAUGGAUUUGUUGCAAUUGAAAAGGUCAAUAGCUCCAAAAACCUAAUAAAUGACAUGGAAUCUACAGACAGGGAUGAGGAUGUUCCCACCUCUAGUGAUUCCAACCUUCCAUCCAAUUUGGAAAAUGAUGCAGAAGUAGGUCCUGAAUCAGUUAUAAUUACCAGGUCUUCAGCUUCAGCAGAUACUUGUUCCUGGAAGCCAGAGAACUGUGAUGCGCCAAAGGUUCCUGAAGAUUUUACCAAGGUUGCAGAAACAAAGUUUCCGAUUAAGGUAGAGGAGUUCUUCAGGUUAUGUUUUUCUGAUAAUGCUGUUAAUUUCAUUGAAUCUUUUCAUAGAAGAUGUGGAGAUAAAGAAUUCAGGUGCUCUUCAUGGUGUCCUCAUGACAAUUUUGGACAUGUUCGUGAUGUGUCAUUUCAACAUCCAAUAAAAAUAUACUUUGGUGCAAAAUUUGGUAGCUGCCAGGAGACCCAGAAGUUUCGAGUUUACCGAAACAGUCAUCUGGUUAUGGAGACAUCACAAGAGAUCAAUGAUGUACCUUAUGGUGAUUAUUUCCGUGUAGAGGGGCUUUGGGAUGUAGAAAGGGAUAUUGAUGGCCCUCAAGAAGGCUGCAUUUUGAGGGUUUAUGUGAAUGUGGCUUUUAGCAAGAGAACUGUUUGGAAAGGGAAAAUAGUGCAGUCUACUCUGGAAGAAUGUCGAGAAGCUUAUGCAACAUGGAUAGACAUGGCACAUGAAUUGUUGAAGGAGAGCCUUGAUAAACAAGGAGGGGUAGAUUCUUCUAGAAGUUCAGCUGAAAAUGGUGAACUCCAAAUUGAAAGGGAAGUGGCAACCAAGGAACUUUCAGAAAGAUCUCAUAAUUUGAGUGAUCCGAUAAGGACAUUGCAGACGUCUGAUUAUCUGGAUGUUAACCAACGAAUUGGCACUCUUUUGCAAGGAAGUUUGACUAGUGCUUCGUCCAUCGCAUCUUUGUUAAGAGAGUUUGCAAGGAAAUCCUACUCAUACUUGAAAAGCCAAGGCCAUAUUUCAGUAGUCUUGGCUGUUGUCUUUGCUGUGAUCUUCCUGAUGCAGGUAAGCAUUCUUGUGCUACUAAACAGACCGCAACACAUUCAUGUGAGUUAUCCGGCACAGUAUACCGGCGGCAUGGGCAGUGGAGCCAGUGAAAGGCCAACCGAAGCUGUGGCAUGGUUAGAGAAGCGGAUGCAUCACCUUAAAGAGGAGAUGGUCAUGGUCGAAGCGCGGUUAGAGAGGAUGUGGCAUGAGCAUGCUGCUUUAAAAGCACAGUUAAAAGAACUGGGGUACCCAAAGAACCACAGAUAAACAUCUUACUUGUAUAUUUUUCACUUAAAAUAACAUAUUUCCAUAGUAAAUCUUACAUUCUUUUCAUAAUUCUGUACGUAGAUGCCUGUAAUUGAAAUCUGAAGAUAAUAAACCGCAAGGUUACUUGUCAUGCCAUGAUCCCUACUGUUUGAAUUAUAAAUAACAAAUUUCAAUUUCAUA
Molecule: messenger RNA, 2253 nt
Organism: Theobroma umbraticum
Lineage: Eukaryota; Viridiplantae; Streptophyta; Magnoliopsida; Malvales; Malvaceae
Gene: VAD1
Product: GRAM domain family protein
Biological process (GO): negative regulation of programmed cell death
Source: RefSeq, a predicted model, not a curated record